AUGGACUCUCAAGGGCGGAAGGUAAUUGUGGUCGACAAUGGAACCGGGUUUGUAAAAUGCGGAUAUGCAGGCACAAAUUUCCCAGCGCACAUUUUUCCAUCAAUGGUCGGACGGCCGAUUGUCAGAUCAUCGCAAAAAGUCGGAAAUAUUGAAAUCAAGGAUUUAAUGGUCGGUGAGGAGUGUUCGCAGUUACGACAAAUGCUGGAAAUCAAUUAUCCGAUGGAUAAUGGAAUUGUGCGAAAUUGGGAUGAUAUGGCUCACGUUUGGGACCACACGUUCGGUCCAGAGAAGCUUGACAUUGAUCCAAAGGAUUGCAAAUUGCUCUUAACUGAGCCACCAUUGAAUCCGACGAGUAAUAGAGAGAAAAUGUUCCAAGUCAUGUUUGAGCAAUACGGUUUCAAUGCGAUAUACGUGGCAGUUCAGGCCGUGCUGACCCUUUAUGCUCAAGGCCUUCUCACAGGUGUCGUUGUGGAUUCUGGAGACGGUGUUACUCACAUAUGUCCGGUAUAUGAAGGAUUUGCACUUCAUCAUCUCACCAGAAGACUUGACAUUGCUGGAAGAGACAUUACCAAGUAUCUCAUCAAGCUUUUGCUCCAAAGAGGAUACAACUUUAAUCACUCUGCUGAUUUUGAGACAGUUCGCCAAAUGAAGGAGAAGCUCUGCUAUGUGGCCUAUGACGUCGAGCAAGAAGAGAGAUUGGCUCUAGAGACUACUGUGCUCUCUCAGCAAUACACUCUUCCCGAUGGGCGAGUUAUUCGACUCGGAGGCGAGCGAUUCGAGGCGCCCGAAGUUCUGUUCCAGCCGCAUUUGAUCAACAUUGAAAAAGCGGGAUUGUCUGAAUUGCUGUUCGGAUGCAUUCAAUCAAGUGAUAUUGAUACUCGUCUCGAUUUCUACAAGCAUAUCGUGUUGUCCGGCGGCACGACAAUGUACCCGGGAUUGCCGAGUCGUUUGGAAAAAGAAUUGAAGCAGUUGUAUUUGGAUCGAGUACUUCAUGGAAACACUGAGGCUUUCCAGAAAUUCAAAAUUCGUAUCGAAGCGCCGCCUAGCAGAAAACAUAUGGUGUUCCUCGGUGGAGCUGUCCUCGCGAAUUUGAUGAAGGAUCGUGAUCAGGACUUCUGGGUGUCGAAGAAGGAAUACGAAGAGGGCGGACUGGCGAGAUGUAUGGCGAAACUCGGAAUCAAAGCCUAA
Molecule: messenger RNA, 1188 nt
Organism: Caenorhabditis bovis
Lineage: Eukaryota; Metazoa; Nematoda; Chromadorea; Rhabditida; Rhabditidae
Source: the annotation of a GenBank genome assembly